Messenger RNA from Cyphomyrmex costatus, 1026 nucleotides. RefSeq lists its product as uncharacterized. Bases 1 to 1026 code for a protein of 341 amino acids. The transcript has a single exon. NCBI's taxonomy places the organism in Eukaryota, Metazoa, Arthropoda, Insecta, Hymenoptera, Formicidae. The record is from RefSeq and is a predicted model, not a curated record.
AUGGAGGAGAUAUUACUUCUUGUUACACCAUAUAUUGAAAAACAAGAUACCCUAAUAAGAGAUGCAAUUUCUCCUCGAAUGAAACUGAGUGCAACCCUCCGAUAUUUAGCAACUGGUAACUCUUUUCAAGAUCUUGCAUAUUCCACAAGAAUUGUUCCAAAUACUCUGUCGCAGAUUGUACCAGAGACAUUGCAGGCUAUCAUUGCAGUACUAGAAGAAAAAAAAGUAAUAUGCUUUCCGUCUAAGCCUGAAGAUUGGGAAAUUGUGGCUGAUAGAUUUCAAACUUUGUGGCAGUUUCCUCAUUGUGUAGGUGCUUUAGACGGAAAGCAUAUUUCAUUUCGUCCUCCACGCUGCGAGGGAUCUAAAUAUCGUAAUUAUAAGGGAACAGAUAGUAUAAUUCUUUUAGCGUUAGUAGAUGCAGAUUGUAAAUUUAUCUUCGUAGACAUUGGUAAAAAUGGUCGCACUCAUGACUCUACAGUGUUUCGUGAAAGUCCGUUAGGAAUAAAAUUGAAAGAAAAUACUCUUAAUUUGCCACAACCAAAUACUCUACCUGGUUUUAAUUUUAAGAUUCCAUAUGUCAUUGUAGCAGAUCAUGCUUUCUCUUUACAUAUAAAUAUAAUGAAACCGUAUCCAGAACGUGGCUUAACACGAAACAAACGUAUAUUUAAUUAUAGAUUAAGCAGGGCACGAAGAAUUUCUGAAAAUGGAUUCGGUGAACUUGUUAAUAAAUUUAGAGUUCUCUUAAAUCCCAUACCACUUAAUGUAGAAAAAGUAGAAACCAUAACAUAUGCUUGUAUUCUUCUUCAUAAUUAUCUUAAAAGUAAAAGAUUGCAAUUGAAUGUUUCUUCUGAAUAUACAAGAGAAAAUAUAGAAAGACCCGAAUCAGGAUUACGUAGUGUAAGCCAACAAGGCGGAAAUCAUUCGUCUAUUGCAGCUAUAGAAAUAAGAGAAAGAUUUACAACAUACUUUAAUACAAUUGGUACUGUCCCAUGGCAGAAUGCUGCUAUAGAGAGAGGUAACGCUUAA